Molecule: messenger RNA, 5233 nt
Organism: Cephus cinctus (wheat stem sawfly)
Lineage: Eukaryota; Metazoa; Arthropoda; Insecta; Hymenoptera; Cephidae
Product: cAMP-regulated phosphoprotein 21
Exons: 17
Coding region: 549-4364 (1271 amino acids)
Molecular function (GO): nucleic acid binding
Source: RefSeq, a predicted model, not a curated record
UCAUUGCAUAGUAGCAGCGGAGCAAUUAGAAAAACAUAAGAAGCAUUUAAGAGGCAAUUUUGUAGGCAUUAUAAACAUAAAUUUGUAUUCUUCCGCAUUAACUUCCUGACGGUAGAAUUCACACUGUCUGCCUGGAGCGACUGUAGCAUCGUCCCCAGAUAACAAUCCCACAGAAUCUUUACGUAUUUUCCGACUAUAGUCCCUACGUGGCACCACUCUCAUUUUCUCACAAUCCAUCUCGUUCUAGUACCAAAAAGUCAGGGUAGAUCGUGCCACAAUCAUUCUCAUUAGGUUUCCCUGAUAAAAAAAAUAACAGACACAGUUUAGCCAGAGUGGUUGAAAAUUAGUGAAAUGGUGAACUUGUGUCGCGGGUAUAUUUAGAUUAAGCAUACCAUGUUGGAAGGUAGCGAAGAGGCAAGGAUUUGGGCUCGUAGACAGUUGCAGAAGAGCAGCAGAUCUUGUCAAAUUGUGCAUCAUUAUUACUAACCCUGUGUGAAUUCAUAAGCUGCCAAGGCAUACACUCCGUAACCUCAUGACAUGUUUAACACAUGGCCCGGCUGGAAAUACCAAGCAUAGUGGUGCAUAAAGGUAGCAGAUCUCAGAGCCAGCCUGAGAGUCCAGCGACGGUCUGUGGAGGUAUGCCCUCCUUGCCGUCUUCCAGGCACGGUCUCAUUUUGGACGCGAGCAAUACUACAUAUCCUGGUGCAUCCGUAACAGAUAUGAUCGAGGGUGAUACCAAUGGUGCCAAUCUCGGGAGUCAGAACACGAUUCAUCGUGCCACACUGUCCUGUCCUGUUGUGGAUAAGGAUACAGAGAAUAAGAAUUUUCGCAAUAGGGCAAACACAAAGGUCAAACUUUUAGUCAGGAGUCAUGCCAUGAGAGAAUCAACGUCUCCGCCGAGGGAGCCGAAUAACAGUGGACCGUCCUCACCUCACAGUCCUCAAUCGGCGGAGGGCGAGAAGAAAUUUUCUACUAGUUUAUCGCCAAAUUCUAAUUACCCCAAACAGCUGAAUAACAACGAGUCCAUGGUUAAUAGUAAUCUGUGCAGCAGCCAUGCAUCGAAACAGAUGCGUAACACGGCAACGUCACCAACCUGUCGUGCACCAUCUAGAAACGGCCAGUCUAGUCCCUCUCAGGCCCACUCACCAAAGAUCGCAACAAGUCCUACGAAUGGCUCCAAUAAAGCAGAACGUGCCAAGGUGACAAGUCCCAAUGCAACGUCCAAGUGCAAUAACAACGGUAUCGCAAGGAACAAUCACAAUGAGCGUCCUGGUCUUCUGCAGACGCCAAUAUCACCGACGAAGAUUGGUCAGGGUCUUCAGCACUCUCCUAAGAGUAUCAACCUAGCGCAGAACGCGGUGAACAAUCAGAAGUCUGAACAACGCAGGCCGAACACUUUGAAUGUCUGUAACAAUCAGUGUUCAGCACAGUGUGGUAACACAUUGUCGGUCAGUAGGCCAGGAUCAAGGCACAAGUUGAGACAUCAGAAUUCAUCCCAGGGUAGCUUUGACAGUGUCUCACCCUGUCUGUCAAGAGAUAGCAGUACCGAACUCUACACGGAUAGUACCGGGAUCGACCUGGAGCAAUUUAUCGCGGACACCAUAAAUCGAAAUCAGAAAGAUCGUACGGUGCUCCUGAAGAUUGAGAAGGAUCUGAUAGAGUUCGCAAAGGACAGGCAAAAGGUCUGCCACAGGUUCCCUAACAUGUCAUCCUACAACAGAAUGCUGGUACAUCGUGUAGCUGCCUAUUUUGGCAUGGAGCACAACGUGGAUCAGUCCGGUCUGAGUGUGAUCGUUAGCAGGACUAAAAACAUGCGGAUACCGGAUAUGCGGUUCAAGGAACAUAUACGUGAUGAUCUGAUCCUCACUGAAGAACCACGUAGGAGCAUACUCAAGAGAGACUCUAGCUCCUUCGAAGAUAGUUUUAACUUCAAGUCACCGGAUAGACUCUCCGGGGACUACUGUCGGCGUAGUAAAAGCUUCGAAGAACGCGAAGAGGAAUACGAAAGAGCCAGAAGAAGGAUAUUCAAAGAUAGCAGUGGUGAGAGUGGCGAAGUAGUAUCCUGGCCUUAUUGGUCAUCUUCAGAAAGCUCUGAUGCAUCGGCCAGGUAUCGUUUGCUUCAUCCUUCGAACCAUUCUAUAAGACAAACCAGAUUAUGUAAGGGUGAGUCCUUCGAUGGUAGAGAAUCCUACAGGGGUGGUGUAUCCAGGCCUUCGGUUUCAAAAUCAUUCAGUUUUGGUGGUUACACCGGAGGGAUGUUAUCACGUGGUGACAGUGUAACCUCUACCCACAGUGCAGGGGCACGUUUGACCAAACAGGAUUCUGGUACCAGUAUGUGCUCACGCCUGAGUCCCUCCAGCAGCGGUUACAAGUCCCAAAGUCAACGAAGCGAUGCAACCAUAUCCCCAUCCCCUUCGCCCUCACCAGUUACAGCCAUGACAUGCAACCACUCGCAGAUCUCUAGUCAGGAACUAAUAUCUCCAGAGCCGAAUAACCAGACAGUCAUGUGGGCUGUCACAAGCAUCUCUAGCGUGCCACGAGGAAGCAUAAUAAUAAAUCCCCAGACGAAUCAGCCCUAUACAAACCCUGACGGUUCAAUCUAUCGAUUUGAUCCGGAUAAUCCACCAAAACCGUACCAAGAAGAGACACUUGAAUCUAAUGUCAAGCGUCCUCAGGAGCAUCCUGAGCCGCCACCCGCACCCACUAGAUCCAUUGUCAAUAAUACCAAAUCCGAAAACAAGCGGCAUAUACAAUCAAAGACCAACAAUAAUCCAAGCUCUAGUACCAGUACACAAUUGACGAAUUCCGCCACGUCACCGAGUUUACCGUUUACACCACCUCCGGCAGUACCACCACCGCCAAUGCCAAUGUCAAUGUCGGCGCCACCGCAGAAUUCUCAACCGCAACCUCUAGUCAAAUGCUCGACGGUACAGGAAUAUGCUCAUGGACAACCUGGCCAACCGUAUACAAGUUAUAUACCUACCUCAGAAUCAUAUAACCAGGGUGUGUAUCCGUCUACUAUGGCACAACCGACUGUGAUGAUGACCCAGCAUCCUAAUCAGGGUCAAUCAACUGUACAGAGCAACGGACAGGCUGAGGUAGUCUAUAGCCAAAAUACUGUGUAUACUAAUUAUGCAGUACCCAUGCAACAAGGAACCAUACAGCAACCUCAGGGUGAUAUGCCAGAUCUAUCUGGUUAUUUUAUGGGGAUGAAUGUCUACGAUCAGAGAGCUGCUGGAGACAGUCAAUCAACCCCAUCGCAUCCUUAUCCUCAGACACCGCAAGCUACAAAUCAGACUAUACAGUCAGUGCAGAAUGUACCGCCGAAUUACUGGCAACCGCCGCCUAAUCAAAUGCCGCCGCAGCAAACCAUGUAUUUCGUGCCUCCUCCAGCGACCGCGAUUUCCGUCGCACAAAAUCCUGCCGACCGAUCAGCCAGUCAUCAGCCACAAAGAUUCGGCACGAGUUAUUCAUUUAAUACGCAAACCAUGACAUCGCCCAGCCAAACGAAUUCUAAUUAUGUAAGCAGUUACCCAGUACCAUACAAUUCCAUGCCAUCCGUUACUCCGACUCCUGGCGAACUCGCGUAUCAGCCCCCGCUGCACAUGGUACCAGCGUACUAUCCACCAGGACAACCAGGUAUUCAGACGGCACCGGUUAUGUAUAGAGUGCCUACACCACCAAAUACGCCUACGUCGAAUCAGAUGCCAGGUUUACCCUUGAUGUACGUCAACUCCGGAAGUUACGCUCCCCCAGCUAUGAUCACUGCAGGAAGUUUUGGUCAUCAAGUUGGUCCUGGUGUAACAUCACCGUCACCCGCUGGCGCGUUUAUGACGCCAGCACUGGUACCGAAUCUUGUCUUCAGACAAAAUCUUCCUGUCGUUCCUGGUGUUAGAGCCUCGACCCCUGGAAAUUCUCAAAGGGCUAGUAGAUCCCCAACUCCUGCGCAUGAAUUCUUCGGAGGUGGAAGCGGUGACAGACACGUACAAACUCAUCAAUCACGUUAUCCGCUGCCAAUGUAUCAGGAUGUCCAUAUCGUACAAGGAGAUAUGAGGUUGAUGCAUCCUGGAGUCCCGGGUAAUCCGAGAUUACAAUAUACACCGGUACCAUCACCACCUGUUGUUCAAGGUUGUCCUCGUCCUUACCGGCCACCAUCUUAUUCCUCGAACGCCUCCGGCGCUGGUACGCCGAUCCCCUUCGACGGGAGAAAUCAGAAGAUUCGCAGACAGAGAUCCAAAAUAGCUACAUUACCGCCCACAGGCGUACGACCCAGUCUUUAUCAGACUCCCUCAAUGCCUUCUCUAUCACCAAGCAUCCCAAAAGACAUCAGAGAAGCGAAACCCGUGGAAGACAGUACUAUCUAAAGGGACCGUGAAGGUGACAAUCACCCGUCGAAACCAGUUGGUACAACAAUAUUAGAUAAAGACGAUGAGAGCGACGCGAACGGAGAAGGCAGGAACUAUUACAACGAAAGUUCCGGUCGUCCCUUGGUCAAAGGGAAGAAAAGGAGGAAAAAGAGAGAAGAAAAUCACCGCUGGUACAAAGCCGAGUAAUAAAUACCAAACAGACCCCUCCCCACAAAAACUUAUUACAAUACGUUAUACAAUUCGUGAAACGCUAUUGAAACGAUACAAUUAAUUACAAACGAUACAAUUAUUUAAUUAUUAUGAAACGCACGUUUACGAGUACAGACGCCGCCGCGUACACACGAAUUACAUAAUACAGCAAGGGAUGUGGACGCGCGUAACAGAAAACAGAAACUACUGGUGCAUGAUAUAUAUAUGAGAAAGAAGAUAUAUAUAAAAAGUGAAAGGAAACAGAUAUGUUGAAGUAAAAUGGACGCUUUGUUACCCUAUUUUGAGAAUGCAAAGUUGGUAGUGGCUGAAACAAAAUGACGGUUGCAGAUAUGGGAAACGCUAUAAAUGGGGAUGAAAAUGUCAGAUAAGAAACAAAAACAAUAUUAAAAUGAUAAUUGGACACUAUCGCGACGCAUUGGUUGGAAUACCUGCCGUUAAGGCAUCCGUCGCUGCCGUGAAUUUUAACUACUAUUAACGAUUGAUAUACUAUAUUGAUACACUAUAUUAUUAUACCUGAGAAUAUUUUAACCGCGGUUUUACAGAUAAUAUUAUAUGAAUGUGAGAUUUAGCUUUUAAGAAUUUAACUUUAAGGAUACGCAGUUUUACGUUAAGAGAAUGAUGAAGGAGGGAUGUGGGAUCAGGUAGGGAGGGGGGGG